UAGUUGUAAUUUUUAUAAAAUUAAUGUAUCUCCAGCCAAUGAUGCAUUUAAAAGUGCAAUAUUACUAAUAAGGAGUAAACGUUUUGUGAAAAUGUUAUAUUUACCCGGGUAACUCAUAGAGCUUGAGGUCGGGCGAUAUGUCCUGACUACUAGGCAUAGGGAGUAUACAAUAAUAACAAAGCAGUAUAUCGUGUGCUCGGUUGAAGAUGUUUUCGAAAUCGAUGACGAGUAAGGAUACGUUUCUGGAGCAGACGAAGGCAGCUCGAGAGGAGCGGGCACUGGAGAAGAAACGGGAACAGUCGGCUGUGAAGAUUCAGGCGUAUAUAAGAGGAUGGCUGGCGAGGCGAAAAUUCUUACGAAUGAUAUUGGAUGAAUUUGACCACCUUCUUCCCGACCCACCAACAACACAAGAUGAGACCCCACAGCCUCUGGAACUUGUCCCAGGUCUGGAAGUCUACAAAGCAGCCAGCCAACUCUUUCUAGUGUUCAAGAAGGAAAGGGAUAGAAAGAGAUUUGAGAAGCUUUGCAAAUACAUAGUGCAGAGUCUCCACUCAGAGUCGGUGAAGAUAUCUUAUGUCGGAGUAUUUUUGAACAAAGAGUACAGUUUGCGAUGGAUAGCCCACAUCAAAGACCUGCUUUACAAAUGCUGCACAUACCUCGAGGAGCUAAAACCAGAGUCCCCCGUAGACAUGCAGAGCAUCCUCAUCUACCUGCAUACGCUGGUUGCCUUCACAGCUACCAACACUUGGGCCAUCACUCGGAUGAAGAAUUUUGAGAAGCUGCGGGGAGGGAUGACCCAGUUGUGUGCCAAUGUCAUGGGCUCGCUAUUCCAUAAGGGCUAUUACUUGACUUUGAAGUCACUUCUCCUCCGAGGGUUGUGUCGCGAGAAAGUAUGCCUCAAGAACGUCGCCUUGACAGCCGUGGUCACGCUCUCACUUCGGCCGCUCGUCUCCGCUCAAUUCUCGGAGAAGCUGCUCACUAUGUACAUCAUACAGAUAUUAUCUGUCCCAACGCUGGUGUUCCACAUGCAGCAGAUCUCGCCUGAAUCUAUUGUGGCAUUUCGUACGCACGCCAUGUUCGACAAAUGCCUGGAGUUCCUCAGCACAGAUCAGAACAUGCGGAUAGUGUUCAACACGCUCGAGGGAAACUACGCGCUGUGCCUUCUAGCUAACUUGGUGCAGUUGGCGCAUUUAGAACGCGAGCAUGCUAUGGCGGAGAGCUAUUAUCCUACUUUUGUGCUGGUAGUAACCCGCUUCCUGGACUCGUGCCAGCAAUACGUGGUGUGCAAGAAAGGCAACCUGAGCAACUGGCACCCGGUCCUCGGCUGGUUCUCGCAAAGCUUCGACGCGUAUCUUCCACCUACGAUGGGAAAUCUUCGCACGCAGCUCUCCCUACUAUGGGGAGCUCCACUGCUAAAGAAAAUGCUGUCGUCUCCUCUAAAAGAGAUGGUAGAUGCUGGCAUCAGCGGGGAGGAGGGCGCGGGGCCAUCGCAGCCGUCGACUCCGGUGCAGAGCAACAACCCCGCUGCUAUUAUAAGGAGGGCUUUUGAGGCUAGAACUAAUAGGGCUAAUGCAAAUAAAAACUACAGGAAACUAGGAUCUCCCGAUUGUACCAAAGCUGCGUUGAUAUGCUCGAUGUACCACACGGCAUUGCAGACUAUGACGCAGGUCAAACUAGAUAUAUUAACAGGUCUUUGCAACCAAGACGAAAUAUUAUAUUCUCUGUGGCAAUUCCUCUGCACGUUGGGACCAAACUGUGGACUGAAAUCAUUUCUCGAUCUCCUAGCUGUAAAUACGAAGACGUCGGCGCCGGAGUUUCAGAUGCUGAUACUCUUCGCGGAUUGUAUGACGCAUUAUGUUACAAUUUUAGAUGAUAUGGAAAUGUAUGAGCAACAAGAACCUUUCAAACUGCAAGACUUCGUGAACAUGUCACAGUUCCUGAACAUGUUCGUUUAUAAAUCUAUCAUGAAUCAAUUAUUUGAUCUGAAAAAUAUCCAAAGCAACGAAUUAUUUGCUUCCCUACAUACUCUAUUGCUGGUUCUAUACCGACGCGACUGCCGGCGUUCCUACACGCCCGACAACCACUGGCUGGUCCGCGAAAUACGUGAGGGACAGUUCAUGGCAGACUUAGAAAAGGGAAAGAAGCCACAGCAGGUGCUGGUGCAAAAGACUCCGCAUAUGAUAGCACAUGGCGAAAGAGUUCGACUGUUCAGGCGAGCCGUUGCAGACGAAAAGGUGGUGCUAGGGCUAACUGAACGCGCUUGCGGUGGCCGCUCAACUUUAGUGACAGUCCGUCGAGCGCGCCUAGUAGAAGACGGCUAUAGGCAACUAGCGGCGUUGCCCAGCCGGGCCCUUAAAGGCGUCGUGCGCGUACGCUUCAUAAACGAACAAGGGCUCGACGAGGCGGGUAUAGAUCAGGAUGGUGUUUUCAAAGAAUUCUUGGAGGAGACAAUAAAGCGCGUUUUCGAUCCGUCGCUGAAUCUGUUCCGAGUGACAAGUGAAGAGCGCCUCUAUCCGUCGCCGACCUCGUGUCUCCAGGACAACCAUCUACAGCUGUUCGAGUUUAUAGGGCGAAUGCUGGGAAAGGCUGUGUACGAGGGUAUCGUAGUAGAUGUGCCAUUCGCCUCGUUCUUCCUAAGCCAAGUUUUAGGACAGACCAACCAAGCGCUAUACAGUUGGAUCGACGAGCUGCCCUCCUUAGACCGAGACUUGUAUAGAAGUCUUACCUACAUCAAACACUUCCAGGGAGACAUUUCAACGUUGGAACUGACUUUUUCCGUGGACGAGGAGCGAUUAGGCGAGAUUGUUACUCACGAGCUGGUGCCGGGCGGGAAAGCUAUUCCUGUCACUAAUGAGAAUAAAAUCAAUUACAUACAUCUGAUGGCACAUUUCCGAAUGCAUACACAGAUAAAAGACCAAACGAACGCUUUCAUCAAAGGCUUUAGGACCAUUAUAAAUCCAGAAUGGUUGUCACUGUUUUCUACCCCAGAGCUCCAGCGUCUAAUAAGCGGCGACAACGUACCUCUAGACCUACGCGACCUACGACGCCACACGCAGUACUACGGCGGUUUCCACGACUCACACCGAGUCGUGUGCUGGCUGUGGGACGUUCUACAGCGAGACUUCUCUGAGAAAGGACGCGCUAUGUUCCUCAAGUUCGUGACGUCAUGCUCCAAGCCACCAGUACUCGGGUUCGCGCACCUCAAGCCUCCAUUUUCUAUCCGCUGCGUUGAAGUCGGGGACGAUGAAGACACAGGAGACACGAUAGGCAGCGUAAUCCGCGGUUUCUUCACCAUUCGCAAGAAAGACCCGCUGAACCGUCUACCCACUUCAUCUACUUGCUUCAAUCUACUCAAACUGCCAAAUUAUCAGAAGCGGAGUACACUGCGAGACAAACUACGUUAUGCUGUCAAUAGCAACACUGGAUUUGAGCUAUCCUAAACGUAUUACGUGACAAGUAGGGUUCAAAUUUAGGGGAUGACUAGGUGAAUCGUUUGACCACUUCAUCCACGACAAACUGCUGUACUAUGAGAAGCUGAGUAUGGAUGUAAGCUUCCUUAAAAUGUGACGUGUCAAAAGUGUUAUAACCACGAAACAAAGUUUUCAAAUUUUCAUCAUACAUGGCUAAGAACACUGACGGCCAAUUCGGCUUUCAAUCAAAAAAAAACGAAAUCUAAAUCGGUUCAUCCAUAGAAAGCUACUUAACGAUGGCACAGACAGACACGUCAAACUUAUAACACCCCGUCGUCCAAGUCGUUUUUACGUCGGGGGUUAAAAAUGGCUUUGUGGUGUGCCCACUUGGUUUAACUUGAAACUGCCAAAAUAAUAAAAUAAACUGCGCUACGGUUUGAUCUUUCCUAAACAUGAUAGAUGUUCAGUAUAACAUAUUGCGAUAACUCACUAACCCCGACAGGAAUCGGACAAGAUUAAAAGGGUUUUCACAUCACUUGCCCGAGGCAAAUGCUUGUGUCAAACAAGGCACUUCUAGAACUGAGGUGCUUCGCGCGGCAAUAACUCGCGAGGCACAUUCCGUAUUGGUACGACAGAGCCAGCAAACGAACGCUACGACAGCAGUCCUACCUGUAGCUUUAGCAAUAUAGUUACCUAAAACUGAUCAUAUUCUGAGCUGUCAGUUUGAACAAAAUGAGAAAAUUAUAGCUAUGUGGAGGGGAUAGCUGUGCGUGACGCAUACCCUUCGCCCCCUGUAAUCCCCUGAGAUACCUGUUUUUGAGUUCUGCGCAAUAACGGUCAGCGCUAGUUUACUGUCGCUACUUUUAAUAGAUGUAGCUAAUAUCUUUGACUGCCCAACUUCAUUGAACAUAAAUAACAUUAUGUGAUGUGAUGCGAGCGAUGAGUGUGAAUUUAAAAUCCGAAAAAAAAAAAUAUUUUGUUAACCCAUCAGAAUUAUUAUAAGAGUUUUGAAUGAUUCACGGUUAUUUUCAUUAUAAUUAUAUUGACCGGGAUAUAAACCGUGAUCACCUUUUUGAUUUUUGUCAAGCUCCUGAUAUUUCGACGCAGUUGCAUGCAUCAUAAUCACGGUCUAUAUCCCGGUCAAUAUAAGUCAUCAGAAUUAUUCAUUAGUUACGUUUAUAUGAUGCAGGGAAUUGAUUUGAAUAAUUUAAAACAUUUAGUACCAUUUUGGGUGUUUAUAAAUAAUUACACGCAGCAAAUGCAUGUUAACUUAAGUACAUUAAUCGCUUUUAUCA
Leguminivora glycinivorella is the source of this 4705-nucleotide messenger RNA. RefSeq names its product ubiquitin-protein ligase E3B. Gene Ontology annotation, biological process: ubiquitin-dependent protein catabolic process; protein polyubiquitination. The transcript is spliced from 21 exons. Gene Ontology annotation, molecular function: ubiquitin protein ligase activity; protein binding. Lineage: Eukaryota; Metazoa; Arthropoda; Insecta; Lepidoptera; Tortricidae. The record is from RefSeq and is a predicted model, not a curated record. The coding region runs from base 207 to 3440 and encodes 1077 amino acids.